AUGGCCGAAAACAAGGUUCAUCCAGCCACCAUUGUUUCCAACAUCAAGGCGUGCAUCCCUAUCACCCUUGAUUAUGAAGGAAAACAAUACAACAGCUGGUCCACCCUUUUUCAACUUCAUUGUCGUGCUAAUAUGGUGAUCAACCAUAUUCAACCUCUAACAGUUAAUCCUUCGGUCGCGGUUCCCGCUCCGACGGAAUCCGAAAAGGCUUUAACACAGAGACUUGAUGACAUUGUUCGUCAAUGGAUUUACGGGACCAUUUCUAAUGAUCUCCUAAAUUCCAUCCUCGAUCCUGAUGACUCGGCAGUUGAUGCUUGGAACAGAUUGCAGCAAUUUUUUCUUAACAACAAAUCUGCAAGAGCUUUGCUUUACAAACACCAAGCUCGCUCAUUUUGA
This is a messenger RNA of Impatiens glandulifera, 396 nucleotides long. RefSeq lists its product as uncharacterized. The coding region runs from base 1 to 396 and encodes 131 amino acids. The record is from RefSeq and is a predicted model, not a curated record. The transcript has a single exon. NCBI's taxonomy places the organism in Eukaryota, Viridiplantae, Streptophyta, Magnoliopsida, Ericales, Balsaminaceae.